GUGGGGGAUGGGCACCUGAGGGUGGGUGGUUUUCAGAUAGGAGAAGGCUGAGGAAGUGGGGGCCUGUGUGUGAGGGUCUGUAGUGGGUUUUGGGGUUAGGAGGGGUUGUUCCCCUCCUGCCCGUGGUUCAAGGUGGGGUUUCUCUGUCCGCCACCAAACGCACUGAAUUCUCUGCUGCUGUCUGUGCAGCUCUUCCUCAACAGCUGCAAUGGGUUCUGCACUUUCUCUGUCUGCUGACAGCGCUGCCUCCAGGCGGAGGAGGAAGGCUGACGAGGAUGAUGAUGGUGAUGAUGAUUUACUCGACAGCCGAGACCGCAAUGAGGACAUUGCCAAAUUUCCAUACGUUGAAUUCACGGGUCAGGACAGCAUCACCUGCCCCACUUGCCAGGGCACUGGCUGCAUUCCCACAGAACAAGUAAAUGAGUUGGUGGCUUUGAUACCCUACAGCGACCAGAGGCUCCGUCCACAGAGGACGAAGCUCUAUGUCCUCCUGUCGGUGCUGCUCUGCCUUCUGAUCUCAGGGUUGGUCGUUUUCUUCCUCUUUCCACACUCUGUCCUGGUGGAUGAUGGAGGCAUUAAGGUGGUUCAAGUCUGGUUCGACAGGAAGAACUCUGUUGUCCUUCUUGCCAUCACGGCCACUUUACAGAUCAGGAACUCCAACUUCUACUCAGUGACAGUGGACAGUCUGACCAGUCAGGUGCAGUACAUGAACACCGUGGUGGGCAGCCAGCAGAUCUCCAACAUCUCCAGCAUCCAGCCACUAAGUGACAAGCUGGUGAAUUUCACAGUGAAGGUGGAGAUGGGAGGACCUUUCUCCUAUGUGUAUUUCUUUUGCACGUUUCCCAAGGUGAAGGUGCAUAAUAUAGUCAUCUUCAUGAGGACGUCGGUGAAGCUCUCCUCCAUCGGCCGCAGGACGCAGAGCUCUGUGGAAACGUACCACUACAUCGACUGCAGCACCAACUCCACGGCUGAGCCGCCCCCUCUGCCGGCCCCGUCCGGGCACGGCGUGGCUCUGAGCAAACCCUGAGCUCGCUGCUGUGUUCCGAGGGUGCUGAUGGUGCAGAUGGAUUUCCCUGGUGAAAUAUGAAACGUGUAGCUGUAGAAAAGGAACUUUUUGAAAUGGAAGCAGAAGGACUGCGAGUGACUUCAGGAGAGACUUGAAGGCUCUGGGUCCCUUUUGCACUUUGCAACCUGCAGCUGGGCUGCGUUGCUGGCCUGUCCCUGACAUCCUUGGUGUUCACGUACAAGCCUCCAGGUCCCUUCCGAAGUGAGAGGCCUGACUUCCUCUUGAGUUCUUUAACUGGUUUUUGUGUAGAACUGAGGACUUGAGCUCUGUGCCUUGGGGUCCAAGGAUCUCAAAGACUUAGAUUUGAGUUUUGAGGUUUAACGGUCUGCUCCUUUCAGGGCAAGCUAACUGGUUCUGUGUGAUUUAUCCCAAUUUUGUUUGCUGGCAGCCUGUCACUGGCAUCUUUCAGAGCAGAACUUGAUAAAAAGGGAUAAUUCUCUGCCAGGAAUGAACAGAUGAGGUGUUCAGGCUUUCACCUGAGUAACUUGCACUAGUAGGAGGAAAGGGAAUUGAAACCACCGAAAUGUUUUCUCCUUUGCUGGCAGCUGAGGCUGCCUCCAGCGACCCGAUACUAAAACACCGGUCUUAAUGAGGACAGCCUCAUUAAGCAGGGUGCUAUUGGUGUGGGGAAGGGUCCCUGUGGCUUUGACCCUCUGAUCUAUGCGUGGCUCUGAAGCCGCUGCUUGGGGCGUGCGGCAUUCAGCAGCUUUGAGUUCCCUGGUGUUGAACCCAGGGAAGGUGCAGCUCAGUGCUGCUCUGUGUUUGUGCCUGCUGUGAGUGAGCGCAGACCUGAACUGAUUUUUGUUGAAGAUUGGGGAGUUUUGUGUUUCAAAGGCUCACCUCGCCGGAGCCCAUCGUUCCCAAAGGACGGCAGAGCAAACAAACCUGAUGCUGCAGUUCAGCCUGCUGCAGUUCUGCAGUCUGCUUGCUGUGUUUGCAGCUUGGAGAACUUUGUUCUGCUUUUGCCCUUUGUAGUUUUUCUGGAACCACAUCACUGCAGCCUUCCCUGUUUCCUCUGUGCGCACCCUGUGCUGUUCUCCAUCCAUCUCUAUGUGGAAACAAAGGGGCCAAAGGCUGCAGGGGAAGUGGCUCUGGUGUUUUUUCAAUGAAGGAGGCUUUCUUUUGUGCAAGUGUGAAAUAAAAAUGCCCUUUGGUUUUUAAGAGGUGGAGCGUCUUCCCAGCAGAGCUUCUAGAGCUGAAGUCUGCUUACUAAAGCAGGGCCGUGUGAUGAGUGGUGUCUUUACAUCGAAACUGAGGAAAUGCUGUGUCUGUGUCCUAUGGAAAUCAACCUUUUGUCCUAGAGGGAGCGCUCAGCGUUGUGACUGGCAUCGUGUCACCUCUUGCCUGAGCACCCCUUGUCUCCUGCUGGUGAUUUGGGGGAACGAGGGCUGAAAUCCUCACCAGCAGAGCAGCCCUCCAAGCACCUCCGUUCCCAUGCAGGCUGCAGGAUUUGGGUUCAUGGACCUCAGCUCUGCGGCUGCCGCUGCUCCGUCCCCAUCUCAUCACGAGCUCCUCACCCCCCAUGCUGAUAAACCCCCCAUCAGCUUCUGACUCUGCUGAGUUGAGUUUUCUGUAAGGAAGCUGUAGGAGUCACACGCUCUGCCCUUCCUCGUCCUGCUGCCUGAGCUUCCUGCAGCCCUCAGCGUAGGGUGACUCUGUGCCCCCUCGUGGGUGGCAGCAGAGCUUCCUGAUGACCCCCAACCCUUUGCUGUGGUGCUUUGGCUGCAGAUAACAGAUGCUCUCCUCCUCCCUGGAGCCAGGUCCUAAAAGCAGAGCUGCUUUUACCGGGUGAGGGAGAGCUCAGAGGGCUGCCUGCGGGAUCCCCCCAUCCUGCUGCUUAUUUGAGCAGGGAAACAGCUUGUGGAGAGCCCUGGUAAUUGGGGGUGCCCUCUGGGUCAUGUGGCACUUGGCCUUAUAAAGGGCGUUUAUUUUGGAAAAUCCUUCUUAA
Molecule: messenger RNA, 3014 nt
Organism: Meleagris gallopavo (turkey)
Lineage: Eukaryota; Metazoa; Chordata; Aves; Galliformes; Phasianidae
Source: RefSeq, a predicted model, not a curated record